Phycodurus eques (leafy seadragon) is the source of this 1113-nucleotide messenger RNA. Its product is annotated as caveolae-associated protein 4a-like. The record is from RefSeq and is a predicted model, not a curated record. The transcript has 2 exons. The coding region runs from base 1 to 1113 and encodes 370 amino acids. Gene Ontology annotation, biological process: regulation of gene expression. Lineage: Eukaryota; Metazoa; Chordata; Actinopteri; Syngnathiformes; Syngnathidae. Gene Ontology annotation, cellular component: cytoplasm; caveola.
AUGUCCAACUUUGAAAUGUUGCGACCCUUGCAAAACCCCUCAAAGUACCUCGCACACGCGCACAACACCUCAUCCCUCCUUUUGGAACCCGACUGUAAAAAGAUCCUCUUCGCUUUUGAGAGCGCGCGCCGCCCCAGCUGGGUGGAGUCCGUCUGCCCGUUCGUCAGCGCGUCCCCCUUCUGUCUCCUUCUCUUCUCGGCCCCCAUUUGCGAGCGAGCGAGCGAAAGCGGCAUGCAGGCGGACAGCUCGGUGCGCGGCGGCGCCGAGGACGCGGCCGGCGCGACGUCCCUGCUGGAGCGCGUGGCCGGCCUGCUGGACGGCGUGCGGGCCACGCAGCGGCGCAUGGACGAGCGGCAGCUGGAGCUGGAGAGCGCCGUGCGCGACAUCCGCGCCGGCGUUUUCAAGCUCGCCGCCGAGCGGGCCGGCGACGCCGACGUCCUGGAGAAACUUCUGGAGAAGACGCGCAAGGUCAGCAGACACAUCAAGGACGUGCGCGUGCGCCUGGAGAACCAGAACCUGCGCGUCAAGAAGGUGGAGGCCACGCAGGGAGACCUCCUGGCCAAGAACAAGUUCCGCGUGGUCAUCUACCAGGGCGAGCAGGAAGUGCGAGGCGCGACGCCGGCCGACGACGCGGGCGGCCAAGGCGAAGGAGACGGCGAGUCUAACAAGUUGGCUCUUCCGCCGGAUUCGGACGACGACGAGUACAUGGCGGUGGAGGAGGCCGACUCGGCGGCCGGGCGUCAGAAGAAGAAGACGGGCCUGACGCGCAUGGAGAGCCUGAAGGCCGCCUUCUCGCGGGAGAACAUGAGCCGCACCCGCGACAGCCUGGGCACCAAAGUCAACAAACUGGGCGAGCGCAUCGUGACGGCCGAGCGGCGUCAAAAGAUCCGCCGGUCGGGCGAGCGGCUCAAGGAGACCCUCGCCAAGAACGUCCUGAAGAAGGAGAGGACCGUGGCCGAGGGCCAGGAGGGGGCCGACCCCGCCGCCGCCGUCGCCGAGGGGGCCGCGCCCGUGCCGCCGCCCAAGGGCCGCCGCGGCGCCGCCCCGGAGGCGGAGGGCGGCGGCGCCCGGGGGGGCGAGGUACCCGUGUACGACAUGAAGCAGUUGUCGUAG